This is a messenger RNA of Nakaseomyces glabratus, 1623 nucleotides long. RefSeq names its product phosphoacetylglucosamine mutase PCM1 (gene PCM1). The record is from RefSeq and is a predicted model, not a curated record. Gene Ontology annotation, molecular function: phosphoacetylglucosamine mutase activity; magnesium ion binding. Lineage: Eukaryota; Fungi; Ascomycota; Saccharomycetes; Saccharomycetales; Saccharomycetaceae. Gene Ontology annotation, biological process: UDP-N-acetylglucosamine biosynthetic process; carbohydrate metabolic process.
AUGUCCUUGCAACUGUACAACAAGAACUGUAUCACCAGAGACCAGCACUACACCUAUGGUACCGCUGGUUUCAGAGCUGACGCUCGCAUCCUGGACUCCGUGAUGUUCACAACGGGUGUCAUCGCUGCCCUGAGGUCCAUCUCUUGCCAGUGCGCGCCGGUGGGUGUCAUGAUCACUGCUUCCCACAACCCGCCUAGGGAUAACGGUGUCAAGAUCGUGGAGUCCGACGGGUCCAUGCUCUUGCAGGACUGGGAACCGCUGGCCACCAGGCUCGCGAACAGCGUCGCCGACUACCACACCUUCGAGUCCACUUUGAACGCGAUCAUGCAGGAGCUGAACAUCUCCCCUGGCCACGCACCACAGAUAGUGGUCGGCCACGACUCCCGUGAGUCCUCCCCGAGACUGCUGGCAAACUUGCUCGACGGUAUCAAGGCGGUGUCCCCAGAUGCGCGGAUCACCAACCAUGGCCUGCUGACCACGCCGCAGCUGCACUUCCUCACCGCGAACCCGGCACACUUCGAGGACUACUACUACCGCUACUUCCUAGACGCCUGGAACCAGCUGUUCGAGCUGUACGGAAUCGAGGGCUUCAAGUCCUUCGACAAACUCGUCAUCGACACGGCCAACGGUAUAGGUGGACCGCAGUUCCUGAAGAUGCUCUCUUACUCGCAGACAGACUUGCCACACUUGCAGAAGAUAAGGCUGCACCAGAUUGACAUCACCAACAACAGCUGGCUCAACCCUUCGAUGCUGAACAGCGGAUGCGGCGCUGACUUCGUCAAGACCAACCAGAGACUGCCUGAGGGUAUCAACGCCGACCCGCGCAACCUGUACUGCUCCUUCGACGGUGACGCCGACAGAGUGGUGUUCUACUACGUCGACGACUCCCUCACUUUCCAUUUGCUCGACGGUGACAAGAUAUCCACGCUGCUGGCCUACUUCAUCAACGCAUUGCUGAAAGAGGCUGGCCUGGCCGAGGAGCUGAAACUGGGCGUUGUGCAAACAGCCUACGCUAACGGCUCCUCCACCACAUACGUAACCAAGAAGCUGCAGGUCCCCGUCUCUAUCGCAAAAACCGGUGUUAAACACUUACACCACGAAGCUGUCACCAACUAUGACAUCGGUGUGUAUUUCGAGGCCAACGGUCACGGCACAGUUAUAUUCUCCCAACACUUCUACGAAGUGAUCGAGGACCGUCUCGCCAAGAACGCACACGACAAGAGCACCCUGACAUUGAGACUGCUGUCCAGAUUGAUCAACCAAACUAUCGGAGACGCUAUCAGCGACAUGCUGGCCAUCAUCACCGUGCUAGGCAUCCUGGGCUGGUCUCCAGCUACUUGGGACCACGAAUAUACUGAUCUGCCAAACAAGUUGACCAAAGUGGUUGUACCAGACAGAUCCAUCUUCAUCACAACUGAUCAAGAGAGAAGAUUGGUGUCACCAGCUGGGCUACAGGACAAGAUCGACAUGCUAGUCGCAGAUGCUCCCUGUGGUAGAUCGUUCAUCAGAGCUAGUGGUACCGAAGAUGCUGUUAGAGUCUACGCAGAAGCUCAGACCGUGGAGGCCACAGAAAAGCUUUCUACAGAAGUGACAGAUGCCCUUAUAGAGACUGUCAAAGAGUAG